AUGACUGACAAACCUGCGCUGAAGACCCAUUUGAACAUUGUCAUCAUUGGGCAUGUAGACUCUGGCAAGUCUACCACCACUGGCCAUCUCAUCUACAAGUGUGGUGGGUUUGAUCCUAGAGCUUUGGAAAAGGUGGAAACUGCUGCUAGCCAGAUUGGUAAAAGUUCCUUCAAGUUUGCUUGGAUCCUUGAUAAAUUGAAGGCUGAGAGAGAACGUGGAAUAACAAUUGAUAUUUCAUUAUGGAAGUUUCAAACUAACCGAUACACAAUUACAAUAAUUGAUGCACCUGGGCACAGGGACUUUAUCAAAAAUAUGAUAACUGGGACAUCACAGGCUGAUGUUGCGCUGCUGGUAGUUUCUGCUGCCACAGGGGAGUUUGAGGCUGGGGUAUCAAGAAAUGGGCAGACUAGGGAGCAUGCGCUUCUGGCUUACACUAUGGGCGUUAAACAGCUUGUUGUCUGCGUCAACAAAAUGGAUAUGACCGAUCCUCCUUAUAGUCAAAAAAGGUUUGACGAAGUAGUAAGAAAUGUUACUAUGUACCUUAAGAAGAUUGGCUACAACCCGUCCACUAUUCCCUUUGUCCCAGUCUCUGGAUGGACUGGAGAAAACAUAACUUCACCUAGUCAAAAGAUGAGCUGGUUUAAGGGCUGGAAAGUGAAACGAAAAGAUGGCUUUGUUAAAGGUCAAUCUCUACUAGAGGUUUUAGACUCCCUAGUCCCACCGGUGCGUCCAGCCAACAAACCCUUGAGGUUACCAUUGCAAGAUGUCUACAAAAUAGGUGGAAUUGGCACAGUGCCUGUUGGUAAAGUUGAAACUGGGAUCCUUAAACCUGGGAUGACUCUUUCCUUUGCACCCUCUAACUUCACUGCAGAAGUUAAAUCCAUAGAGAUGCACCAUGAGCCGGUGCAGACUGCUUUCCCAGGAUAUAAUAUAGGGUUUAACGUGAAGAACAUUGCUGUGAAAAGUCUAAAACGCGGUAAUGUCGCUGGGAAUUCUAAGAGUGACCCACCUACGGAUGUGUCAAACUUUACUGCUCAGGUGAUCAUUCUGAACCACCCAGGCUAUAUUAAGGCUGGCUACUCGCCAGUUAUAGACUGUCACACAGCACACAUCACAUGCCAGUUCUCAGAACUCCAGGAGAAGGUGGACAGACGAAAUGGCAAAAAACUGGAGGAUAAUCCGGCUAUGCUAAAAUCUGGAGACGCAGCAAUAAUAAAACUUACUCCUAUAAAACCUUUCUGUGUAGAACGAUUCUGCGACUACCCACCUUUAGGAAGAUUUGCUGCCAGAGACUUGAAGCAAACUGUUGCAGUCGGUGUCAUCAAAUCUGUGGAACGAAAACUUGGAAGUGCGGCUAGAAGACAGCAAGCACAAAAACCCGUGCUUGUGACAUAGACUUGUAAAAAGAAUCCCAUAAAGCCAAGCAGGCACACUUUAUUUCUAUUUAUUUUGAUAUACGAUAGUUUUGCUUUUGUUAAUGCUUUAAUAUUUCAGGAGACUAUGUAUGCAAGUGAACAUGGAACUGAAUUUCAGUUGAGGGCUUUUAAUUUGACAUGACUCUAGUGAAUGAAACACAAAUGUGUAACUGAGAAUAUUGUAUUUUCAUUGAAGAAAAUAAAUUAUGAAUCUGAAAA
This is a messenger RNA of Bombina bombina (fire-bellied toad), 1634 nucleotides long. RefSeq names its product elongation factor 1-alpha. The record is from RefSeq and is a predicted model, not a curated record. The coding region runs from base 1 to 1395 and encodes 464 amino acids. NCBI's taxonomy places the organism in Eukaryota, Metazoa, Chordata, Amphibia, Anura, Bombinatoridae. Gene Ontology annotation, molecular function: translation elongation factor activity; GTP binding; GTPase activity. Gene Ontology annotation, biological process: translation; translational elongation. The transcript has 7 exons.